CGCAUGUAUUUGGUACUAAACAAAACUGUACUCGUUACAACUGUAUCGGUACUCGUUACUUUCGUCACUUUGAGUAUUGAGAAGGUAUUCUCGUGUAAAGUUUUGCGCCCGCCGGUGUGUUUCCAGAACAAAUCGUAUGUACUUCGUAUAGUAUAUUUCGUAUCUACUUACAAUAUCCAAAACGAAUUAUUAUUUUUUGGACAGAAUACUUACCUACAUUAUUAUUAUAGGUGUUGAUUAAGUAAAGAAAACAAAAGAUACAAAUAAAGUUUAAUCAAUUAGUAUUAAAAAAUACAAAAAAAGAGGAAACUACGCAUCAUCCCGUGACUUUCCGUUUCUCACAUCGUUCGUACAAUCAAAUCGAAAAAUGCGAGUAACGAAAUUGAUUCGAAAGUAACGAAACGUUACUUCGAGUCUGACUGAAUACUCGUACGUCAGUAACGAAUACAUACAGUUUGCUACAGCUUUGGUACCGACCUACCGACAGUCGACAGUACCGACCGAGACCGACCGAGCUUAGGAGCACAAAAGUUGACUUGGAAACGUUGUGUUCAGUCUUGGUUACAGAGUACCUACCCUUUUAUGUGUUGGUUAAAAUAUAUUGUGCAGAACUGUGGAUCAAAUUUUGAAUUGCAUUGCAUCGUAAUGGCAAAUCACGUUGUCAUUUACAAGACCCCAUAAAAAUAUAUUGGUUAUGCGUUCUUAGUUUGAGCGAAGACUUCUUUCAAAAUGAGCAACUGGGCUAGGAGGAUGCACCGCAGAGCAGCUACAUUGAGCAAUGUGGUCACAUCUUGUGGGCAUCCCAACUCCCUGCCUUAUCCACGAAGAUUGGAAAAAGUAAAAUUUGGUGUGCCCUUGCACGAAGUUUGUAAAGAUGAUAUCCCCGGGCCGUUGCUUGUGCUGAUAUUGAAGUUGAACAAGGAGGCUCCACUUCGUCGCGAUGUGUUCCGUGCCCCUGGACAUCAGGGUGCUAUGAAAAAACUCAUACAUUUUCUUCAAACUGGCAGACUAGUUAAUGUAGAUAAUUACUCUGUUUAUACCAUUGCUAGUGUUUUGAAGAAAUUUCUAAGGAAAAUCCCAGGCGGUGUGUUUGGCCGGGAUGGAGAGAUGCAGUUGUUCACGGCUGUGGAGCUCCCUGAAGAGCAGCAAGUACAUGAAAUCCGCAGACUCCUGCUGUCUCUGCCAGUCUGCACACAAAGACUGCUGGUGCUACUCUUUGGCACUUUCCGGGUAAUGGCCUCCAAUGCUGACAAAGCAGGUACAGGAAUGACAUCGGAAGCCCUGGGAGUGUCGGUAGCGCCUUCGUUCUUCCACUCUUGCGUGUCGGACGGCAAAACGGCCACUAUGGAGGAUGUCCAGCGGUUCAAGGUGGCGACCCGUAUAAUGCGUCAACUGAUCGAGCAGUUCAGUGCCGGCGAUCUGUUCGGGCGAGACAACUACGAGUAUUACGCGAGGGUCACUGGGCGCAUACUGAGGGUGAAAGACGAGUGGAUUUGUUCCUUUAGAGAUCCGCCGCCGCCGAGGCACCAUCGGGAUCAGGAGGCUUAUGCUAGACAAUUAUCAUUGGAAGCUGAGAAAACGUGGUUACAGUGCGAGUGUGACCGUUGGGGCAAUAAGUUCAACUUAGAAGGUCUAACAAAAUCCGAGGAGUGCCAAUCCAUGCCGGCCCUGAUGGGCGCGGCGGGCGGGGGCGCCGCGGGGGGCGUCCUCGGGCUCGGGAUCAUCCCCGAGCACAGCCUCUUGGACUCGUGUACGCGGCUGUCCAUCUCACUCGAGGAGAGCGUGUUCAAGGUAUCGGUCAGUUCGUCUUCGCAAUCCUCCCGCAGCAACUCUAGCCCCCACAUGACACUUGAAGAACUGCGAGCUAUCAACAAGUACGCCGAGAGUACUAAGAGUCUCUCCUAUCUUCCUCAGGUGCACGAGCGGCAGCGAGCGCGGAUGCGCACGCGCUCCGAGUGGUUCCUGCAGACGGGCAGCUCGCUGGACACGGGCCGCCGCGCCGGUGGCGAGCGGCGCAGCUCUCGGCGGCGCUCGCGGCGCACGCGCGUGUGCGGCGGCGGCACCUGCCGCGCCCUCACACACUCCGACACUGAGAUCCCGCUCGCUCUCCAGCCUCGUAAAGUGACCGCUUGACACGAGGACUGCUCCUGUGUGCGAUGCCCGGCCUAGCGGUACCUUCGUUACUUGAUAUAUUAUUCAAAUUCGAACAGUGAAUUAUCGAAUCUUGGAUUAAUUAUAUUCGAUCUGUUUUUGGCCACAACGAUUUGAAUAACUUUAAACUAGGAACUCUCAUAAAAGGCUAUAAUUCAUAUAAAUUCAAACAGAACGAAUUUUGAAUAUACAAAUUUAUAUUCGAUCUGUUUUUGGCCUCAACGAUUUAAGUAACUUUAAGUUAGGAACUUGACUUAAGUAAUAAUAGUACCUAGCAAAUGACUAUUAUGUUUCAAAUCGAAAUUACAACAGUAUAUGAUUUUAUUUUGAAUACUUUUCGAAUUUUAAUUCGAUUAUUUUUGGUCAAAACGAUUUGAGUAACUUUAAUCUACGAACUCUCUUAUUAUACUGUUAAAGCAAGGUGACGUCAAAUAUGUCAGAUAAAAAUGUCCCUAGGCAGCCAUAUUGUAUCCUAUAUCUUAAAGAAAUAGUGUUAUUGUAAGUUAGAAAGAAUUAAUAGGUUAUAGCUAAUAGACUUUUAAUAAAUUGAUCUUUACCAAUCCUUAUCAAGUAACAAAUUUCCACAAUAUUGUAUAUCAUAACAUAAAUAAUUAACCAAAUAUCUUUUGAACUACUUGUUUGUCAUACAAAUUCUUUUGAUGUGAAAUAUAUUUGCUCUUACAAAUGUUCAGUUGGGCGAAUGAUCACAAUAAGUAGGGAAUGAUUACGUGAAAAAGACUGAAAUGAGGGAAGCUCACGUUUAUGACUGUGGUCAAUGGUGUGACGAAAUGUCUUUCUAUAAUAGGUUUCUUUACUUAAUUAAAGCCAAAAAUAUGUAAGGCAAUGAGAUAAAGAAAGCGAUUUCGACGACUUGGGAACUUCUUACUUUUUACGUCCAGUAAAAAGGUCCUUUAGACCUUGUUGUCUGAAUUAAAUUUACUAGUUGUUUGUCAAAUAAAAUUAUCCCUAAAUGAUGUUUGAGUGUUUUAAAAUAUAAAAUUGCUCCCGAAAACUUUCGGGUAGAUGAGUUUUUGAGAACGUGCAAUGAUCGGUUUUAACAAUCAACGAAAAUCUAACGAUUGUUUACUGUAUUUAUGAAAGAAAAAUUCAGCUCUCUAUUUUUUUAGUCACAAGAUCAAAAAUAUUUGGGAAUAAAUUAUUCUCUUCAUUAAAAAAAUCUCAUUGAUGUAUACUAAGCGUUUGAACAAAUAAUAUUAUAUAUUGACUUGAGUAUUGACAAAGUAGUAUUGUUAGGCGGCUGUAAGAUAAUCACUUUAAGGUCUUUUCUACACGUCAGGGCUACGCUUGGCUUAUGUUCCGCCAGCCUAAAAAAAUAUAGGUUCACUCAUUAUCUAUGGACAGAACACUGACUGAUAGUGGGGGGUUUCAGAAAUAGAGGAAGAUCAAAAAAAGAGAUGGAUGGCUAACGUGAAGGAAAACACGAGUAGGAAAAGAGUGCAAGUGCAAACAUACUGUGAGAAACACAACACAACGAUAAGAGUGGGAAAAUGUAACAAAGAAGACUGCUGAAUGACCUUCGAAGCCGGUAGAGGUAAAGACGUGUGUUAUCGAAUCCAUAGAUAAUGAAUGCGACGAUAUUUCAUAUUGGCUCCGGAUAAAACACGUCUGAGGCACGGUCUAGGGACUUAUUCAAGAACGUCGAAAGGCAAUAUGUCUUCUCUCUCUUGUAAGCUUUGACAUUAAUCGCAAUGGAAGAAAUAGAGACAAGGUAAGAAAUUGGCCUUGUUAACGUUUAUGAGUAAGGGGGCUGUUGAGUGGUGAAAUGAAUAGACCUUGAAUCAUCAUCGCUAUUCUAGAUGUCAAAUCAUCUGUGUGCCAUGAAAUUGCUGUCAGAUUAGAUUUUGUGUGAAACAUAAAUAUUAUGUGAAUAUUUAGCGAGUAUUAUUUAAAGUAUAGCCUAUCCUUUACACGAUAAGCUUAUUAUUUUGAAUUUGUAUUGUCCAUUCGGUUAUUUUACAAUUUUGAAAGUUGAGAAAUUUUGAUAAACUUAAAGCGUACUUGAAAUAAUAAUUUUCAUUAAUAAAAAAUUUUAACAAAAUGCUUUCAGUGAGUAAUUAUGUUACUUUCCCAAGUAGCGCAUUAAAAUUAUCUGACAUUAUUAUUUCCGGACUUGUAAAAACGUUUCACUAUAAUUUAUGUUUGGAAUGCCGAAUUUCUUACAAGCAUGAAAGUCUAUAUCAUAAUUCUUACAGAAUAGAAUCACUAGGCGAACUGUUGUUAGAGAGAUGCUCAAACAAUUAUCUUUGGGCCUACAAUAUCGCCCAUGUGCAAGUUGCGCAACUAUAAAACAUUCCUGUAAAUAAUUAUUUAGUUAGUUUAAUUGUUUUAUAUAUCACGAAUUAAUUGUUAAUUGACUAUAAAUGAAGAAGAUUUUAGUUUUAAUAGAUAAUUCUUGUUCCUAGUCGGGAUAAGAGACAUUUGCAUUUCCUUCUACCUCAUUCUAAUCGUCUUUUCAUCGCUCACACCUGGAAGACAUCACUAUAACGAAUCACAUUUAAUUUUGUCUGUAAAAUUUUAGGACUCUCGCCAAAAUUAACCAGAAUUUAUUAAGACUGAUGUAUGUUUUGUAUCUUUUCUGAAAUUGACUUCACUCAUAGAAUAGAAUAUUAUUUAUGACGAUUUGGUAUGUCACGAUUAAUUGCAAUAACUUUGUAACUGAUAACUAUGUAACCGUACAAUAUUGAAUAACACAGUUUUCGGAUUCGUAUAUAAUUUAGUACUUUCAUAUUGAUGUAAAAUUUUGGAUCGUAUAUUAGGUGCUAGAUGUGAAAUCUCUUAUGAAAAGUUCUAUUCUGAUAACUUUAUAAAAAUCUGCCUGCUAUUUUUUUUAAGUGUUUGGAAAUAUUUUUGUUACAAAAUUAACUGUAAAUAGGUUUGUAAAUUAUUGUUGUACACGUCAUUAUUAUGCACAUUUGUACGCACAUCGUUUUCAAUAAUCCUUGUUUGUGUAUUCAUAUAUUUAAGACUGUUUUAGGUUAGAAAUUACAAUGCAAGUCAAAGGUAUAUCUUUUUUUGUGAACACAGAAAGUUACGGCUCAUAUUUAGAGAUGUGGGAUAAGCGUCUCAAUUUUGUUCUUAUAAUUAGUUUUAGAGGCUGUGUUAGAGCCUCAUCGCUAAACGGAGUCUCAGUGUAAUAACGUAACAUAGUAUUGUAUGUGAUCAGACGAACGAAUAGUUUGUACUGCGAUUUUAUGACUUGUACCAUUAAUUUUUAUAUACUGCAUUAUAAGUACACAUUGAAGAAGAAAUUUGUUAAAAAAGAUAUUUUGUUCGAAAUGGUACAAGUAUGAAAUCGAAUAAUUUAGUAUAUCUUGUAAAAAUUAUUAUUACAGAUGAUUAUAUUAGAUGUAUGAUUAUACCUGGCUUGCAUUUCUUGGAUUUGCGUGUCCAAGUUCCUGUGUUCAUUGGUAGCAAUAGGGUAACGAAUGUAGUAGUAUUGUAGUAAGAUAUUUUGGACGUCGCAAUGUUUGCUGUUUUUGCCUUCAACGUGAAUGACACUUGUGGAUAAAAUGUCGCUUAUGUGGUGCAGUUUUUUGACAGGAAAUUAAUUAGGUUUGAAAUUGUGUUGUAUGGACUACUGCUUCUCAGAAAAUAGUUAACAUGCAAU
Molecule: messenger RNA, 5779 nt
Organism: Amyelois transitella
Lineage: Eukaryota; Metazoa; Arthropoda; Insecta; Lepidoptera; Pyralidae
Gene: RhoGAP71E
Product: putative nuclease HARBI1
Exons: 11
Coding region: 730-2133 (467 amino acids)
Biological process (GO): signal transduction
Molecular function (GO): GTPase activator activity
Source: RefSeq, a predicted model, not a curated record